Molecule: messenger RNA, 1877 nt
Organism: Durio zibethinus
Lineage: Eukaryota; Viridiplantae; Streptophyta; Magnoliopsida; Malvales; Malvaceae
Product: glycosylinositol phosphorylceramide mannosyl transferase 1-like
Cellular component (GO): membrane
Molecular function (GO): glycosyltransferase activity
Source: RefSeq, a predicted model, not a curated record
CCGGAUCAAAAUUCCUUUUCUAUUCUUGAGAGAAUUGGCCAACUGGGUGGGUUCCACUGGCUAAAGCAAAACUGUCCAUGUUCGAGAUUCCACUAAAUGGCCGUGAUUGACCAUCUGAUUUUCACCUAACGGAUGAAAAUAACUUUCCAUUUUCUCGUUAGACAUCACUGAAUCAUUUCCCUCUCCCUUUCAUUGUUGGACAUGAAAAAGCAAGACAUCAACGUCAAGUUUCAGCCAAUAGUCUCGCACCACGUGUUUCCCGUAAAUCCAUCUUUAGGAACUCUACUUCCUUAACCUCAUACACGUCACCACACCCUAUCAUUUCCCCUUCCCUCCUCCUCACCGGCGAGAAUUGUACCUCCUCGUCACUGUACCGGAACAAAGAAACGUAAAUUGCAAAUAAAUAAUAACCGGAUGAAAAUUUCCGUUUCCUGACUCGGGCUCCGUUCAGUCACGCCCUUGUGUUCAGACCGACUCAGUCCUUGUUUUUCCUUCUUAUAAGAAAAGAAAGAAGAGAGUGAGGAAUAGAGAAGGUGAUGAGAGGCAGUUUAGCAAUUAACCGUCGAACGGUUUUCAAGUUACGUCAAAUUGGGAUCGCGACACUUGGAUCGGUGAAGAUCAAGAUCCUUCUUUGCGGUUGCGUCGCGUUAACUCUACUCGCGGUAGCGAACCGAAACCGCGACGGUUCUUCUUCCUUGUGGGGAUGGACCAGUGACGUUGCGUCGCUCGACCGCUCUUCUUCUCCACGGGGAAGAUAUGCAAUUGUAAUGAAUACUUGGAAAAGAUAUGAUCUCUUGAAGAAGUCCAUUUCGCACUAUGCGUCAUGUCCUAGGCUUGAUUCUAUCCAUAUCAUAUGGAGUGAGCCUAAUUCUCCAUCAGAUCCUCUUAAAAGAUUCCUUAACCAUGUUAUAUUCUUGAACUCUAGAAAUGGUCGCCAAGUUGAGUUGAUAUUUGAUAUCAAUAAGGAAGAUAGCUUGAACAACAGAUUUAAAGAAAUUAAGGAUUUGGAGACAGAUGCUGUUUUUUCAAUUGAUGAUGAUGUUAUAUUUCCCUGCUCUUCGAUAGAAUUUGCUUUCACUGUUUGGCAAAGUGCCCCAGAUACAAUGGUGGGAUAUGUUCCCCGUAUGCAUUGGGUGGAUGAAACGAAAGGCAAGGAUAAAUACGGAUAUGGUGGAUGGUGGUCUGUUUGGUGGACUGGUACAUAUAGCAUGGUACUCUCAAAGGCUGCCUUCUUCCACAAAAAGUAUCUCAAACUUUACACUGAUGAGAUGCCUGCAUCAAUUAAAGAAUACAUAACCAGGAACAGGAAUUGUGAAGAUAUUGCAAUGUCAUUUCUUGUUGCAAAUGCAACAGGUGCUCCUCCCAUAUGGGUGAAAGGUAAAAUAUUUGAGAUUGGUUCAACUGGAAUUAGCAGCUUGGGAGGUCAUAGUGAAAGAAGAACUCAAUGUCUUAACAAAUUUGUGGCUGAGUUUGGGCGGAUGCCCUUAGUAUCUACUUCUCUCAAGGCUGUCGAUAGCCGCAAUGUUUGGUUUUGGUGAUGCUGGAGGAUCCCUGCGUUUCGAUUUCAAAUUUUCCACUCAUUUCGCUCAAUCAGCGGUUGAAAUAUUCCAACUCUUCUUUUUUGUAUCGAGUUGUAUAAUAUUUUGGAAAUUUUUAUGUAGCUUACAUGUUCUCGAGGACAGAGCUGUAUUGCCCUGCGGCUCUUAUAGCCUGGUUUUCUUGUACUUUUACCAUGUGUAACAGCGUGGCAGUCGCCAUUUGAGAUUACCAUUUAUUCUGAUUUCCGGAUUAAUGUUUUCGGAUCCUAUUGUAGAAACAGAAUUUUAUUCGUCUCUGGUUGGGGAAAUCAUAUGAAAUGUUCCUUCUUUUUCCUUCCA